Messenger RNA from Salvelinus sp. IW2-2015, 2053 nucleotides. RefSeq names its product ranBP-type and C3HC4-type zinc finger-containing protein 1. Lineage: Eukaryota; Metazoa; Chordata; Actinopteri; Salmoniformes; Salmonidae. The record is from RefSeq and is a predicted model, not a curated record. Gene Ontology annotation, biological process: protein linear polyubiquitination; proteasome-mediated ubiquitin-dependent protein catabolic process; positive regulation of canonical NF-kappaB signal transduction. Gene Ontology annotation, cellular component: ubiquitin ligase complex. Gene Ontology annotation, molecular function: ubiquitin binding; ubiquitin-protein transferase activity.
GGACGAACCAAGCUACUUCCUGUUUUGAUAUUUUUUUGGGGGGGUUGUUUCGUUUCACUAUCGUAGCUAGGAGAGAGACAAGCCAGAUAGAUAGCUACAAUGAAACGCUAUCACUUUACUAACAGGUAGGCUGUUAAAAAACAAGACUGAUACAAACUAGCGAUACCGACAUAGGUACCGUUGUGCUUUGGAGGUUCCAACUGUUUUUGUGCUUGUGGAAUAUGGCACUGAGUUCUGGCGGUUGGGGUAAACCGCCUGUGCCAGCCCCGUCCCAGUCUGUACAUGGCGGGCCCGCGCUGGCUAACUGCAAUACCGUUUUGAUGUCGGUACGGGUGUCGGUUUGCCAUUCGGGUAUUCGACCGCUUUGCCUCCCUGGAGCUGGCGAUGAGGCUCUCCGUCUUCAACUUAGCAUGGACCCCAGCAAAGCUGGAGAGUUUCGGCUAGCACUGAGGGACAUUAGCGGAAGCGGCCGUAGUGUGUUCAUUGCCGAGUUUGACCUGCGCUCUGUGCAGUAUGAGGUCAAGUCCCCAUGCCUUCACGAGAUGCACUUGGCCACGCCCCCUCAUGACUGUAUCCGCUUCAACUUCCGCUGUGACCUGGAGGCUGAGCAGUGGGCCACUGUGGUGAUGUCAUCACUAAGAGAGGCACACAGAGUUGCUGUAAAUAGUUCCCCACAUCCUAUGGAUGACCGACAGCAGCACGCAGCAGAAGCUCUAGAACAGUGCAGCACAGCCUCCUUACCACUCACUGAGGAGCUGUGCUUGGAGCUUGCCCGGGCGAUCGAGGCAGGUGACAGCCAGGGUGCUGCUCAGCACGCGUCUGCUCUAGCUCGUCAGAAGGCAGUGCUCACUAUCCAACUGUCUGAGAAGAGUUACGCCGAAGGAGAGAUAAGUUUGUCUGUGGCAGUGGAAGACAUCUCCUCUUCCUGUUGCGUCACAGUGAAAGUCUUUCCCCACAUGACUGUCGCAGCACUCAAGCAGCAGGUGUUUUUGGAGUAUGGCUUUCACCCUCGCGUGCAGCGCUGGGUGAUUGGACAAUGCCUGUGCACAGAGCCUAGGUCCCUGGCCUCGUAUGGGGUCCAGAGGGAUGGGGAUACGGCCUACCUUUACUUGGUCUCAGCCCGCCACGCCCGCCUCACCCGCCAGCUAUUCCAUCAGGACCAGGAGGGUGCCCAACUCACCCCACCCCCCAGCAACGGGCCUKUGUCCCAGGACUGGAGGGGCUACAGCACCCUGCCCUCCAGGCUCAGCCACAACACCCAGGGGAGCACCGGAAGUGGGGCCGAGAGGUUGGGUACGAGCGAGAUCCGAGACGCCCUCAACCUGGAGACGCUGCAUCUUAUCGAUAAACCUGAUAAGCCCAGCAAAGCCAGUAAAACACAGACCGAAUGGGCGUGUCCCUCCUGCACCUUCAUCAACAAGCCUACCCGACCAGGCUGUGAGAUCUGCAGUACAGCCAGACCUGACUCACGCAAGCACAGCCGCAUACAACAGGAGAAAGGAAGAAGAGAGGAGCAGAUCAGUGCAUUGAGCAGUUAACUGCCUCAACCGUAACCUAUACAAUAACCUGGAAGACUGAUCACUCACACACCAACUUAGAGCUACAAACCCACCACCACUACUGACAUACUAUGAUGACACCUCUGGACGCUGCAGCACAAACAUUGAACUCCACUUGCUGAGGCUCACAAAAGGAACUACCUGUAUAGUCAAUGAGCUGGCUUUUGACUCUGUGGACAUGAGUCAGCAUCCUUUGCCUUGUGGCAGACUUUACCAUUUAUUUAUUUUACAUAAGGGAUGGGGGGGUGGACUAGUCCAAUAUUUAUUUUAGAGGGGUGGGUGGUGCUUCUCUCAUCCCUCUACCUGAUAUAUCUCAGAUGAGAUAAUAUUGUAUAUUUUUGAAGUUGGCCAACUGUGAAAGUCGAUACUUUGAAAGCUGAAAAAAGCUGUUUUUAAAACCCGGGCCUGUAUUUAAACAGUCUCAGAGUAGGAGUGCUGGCUGUCCCAACCCCCCCCAAAAAUAUUGGUUGACCGAAAGUAGUCUGUUCUUUCGA